AUGAGCUACAAAGCCCCCGAGCACUUCUACCGCAGAGACCGAGAAGCAAACAGAGAUACAAAUAGAGACAGGGACAGAGAAAGAGACAGAGAAAGAGACAGAGAAAGAGAAAGAGACAGAGACAGAGAAAGAGACAGAGAAAGAGACAGAGAAAGAGAAAAAGAAAGAGAAAGGGACAGAGACAGAGAGAGAAGCCGCUGGGGCGGAGACCCGUACAGAGACAGAGACAGAGACAGCCGCUGGGAAAGACGCAGGGACCCGCGGGAAGAGUCGAGCCGCAGCUCGCGGCGGUACGAAGGAGCAGCAGCAGCAAAGUACAGCAGCAGCAGCAGCAGCAGCAAGUACGGGAGCAACGGGAAAUACGCGAGCAGCAGCAGCAGCAGCAGCAGCAGCAGGUUUGCUGCUCGUCGUCGUUCGCGGAGCUGGGAGCGCGGGGAGCAGCAGCAGCGGCGGCGGCGGAGCAGCAGCAGCAGCAGCAGCGAGGAGGCGGACGCAGCAGCAGCAGCAGCAGCAGCAGCAGCAGCAGAGGGCGACGAGGAGCAGGUGCUGCAGCAGCUAAUGGGAUUCAGCAACUUCUCAACUUCAAAAAAUAAAAUUCAUCUUUCUUCAGACCUUUCUGGAGUUAGCAAAAGGUCCAAAAGAAAGUACAGACAAUACAUGAACAGAAAAGGCGGUUUCAACAGGCCCCUUUCCCCCGUCUUCUAA
Molecule: messenger RNA, 705 nt
Organism: Eimeria tenella
Lineage: Eukaryota; Apicomplexa; Conoidasida; Eucoccidiorida; Eimeriidae
Product: nucleic acid binding protein, putative
Exons: 2
Coding region: 1-705 (234 amino acids)
Biological process (GO): RNA splicing
Cellular component (GO): precatalytic spliceosome
Source: RefSeq, a predicted model, not a curated record